AUGGACCCGCAAAUCGAUCUCCCAGACCUGGUAGAAGACCUUGAAGUCGACAUUGACGAGCUCACCACCGCUCUCGAACCACUACUCUCGAAACCGCUCUCGACAACCGCAUCAUCGCUCCCCCUCCUCGACAAAGCCAAACUCUACUGUCUCGCUGCAUAUGCCAUUGAGUCGCUUCUCUUCGCCUCGCUCACUGCAUCCGGCGUCAAUGCAACCGAACACGCCAUCUUCAAAGAAAUCGCGCGUCUACGCCAGUAUAACAGCAAAAUCAAGGAAAUCGAGGAUCGCGGCAUAAAAGGAAGUGCAGAGGGGCGAGCGCGCCUCGAUGUCGCAGCUGCGGGGCGCUUCAUCAAGCAUGGGCUAUCAGGCAACGACAAGUACGAUUUAGAGAGGCAAGAGCGUAUGGCCAAGGAACGGGCGCGGGCACAUCUCAAGGCACAGCAAAUUAACAAGAAGUUUGACAACGAGGGAAAGGAGGUGCAGAAGGGGCAGAAUGUAACGCCCAAGAAGAGGGGAGCGGAGGAACAAGAAGAAGAGGAUGGCUCAGAUGAGCAAGUGCUCGAAGGAACGGAAGAAGAACCAGCAGUCAAAAAGGCGCGUGUGCAAGACGGAGCCGAAGCCGAUACACCGCAACCCAAGAAACGCGGUCGACCGUCUAAAAAAGAUAGAAAGGCCGAGGAAGCGCAGACUCGCACGACAAGGAAACGUAAUACGCGUCUUGCGAAUCAGGAGGCAGAAGAGAACCAAGAAGAAGAAGAACAAGCGCAAGAAGAAGGAGAUGACGAUGACGAUGAAGAAGUAGCAGAUCAAGCGCCAAAGACACGCAGCGAGACGUUUACUGCGUUGCUUGAUGGCUCGUUGAGUGAGAAGCACAAGCAGAAAAAGGCAAAAGGG
Molecule: messenger RNA, 894 nt
Organism: Bipolaris maydis ATCC 48331
Lineage: Eukaryota; Fungi; Ascomycota; Dothideomycetes; Pleosporales; Pleosporaceae
Biological process (GO): maturation of 5.8S rRNA; regulation of gene expression
Cellular component (GO): exosome (RNase complex); nucleolus
Molecular function (GO): RNA binding; DNA binding
Source: RefSeq, a predicted model, not a curated record